AUGCUGGAGUCUCAUGGUGCUGGUGGAAAGGCCAGGAUCCUGAAGAAGGGCCAGUGCCUGGGCACGGACCAGAGCUCAUGCACAGUGUGGCAUGUCCAACCAUUAUUCCCUAAGUGGCCCUGGAGACCCCUCUGGAGCCCCUCCCACACCUUCCCACUAACCCCUUGACCAGAAGGCUGGAUUUUGCAAUGGAAGUGGACUUGCAGGCAGAGGACAGCUUUGCACUGUCCCUUUGGUUGACUCAGGUUCCUUAGAGGGAGCCCUCUCAACCAGAUACCCAAUGAGGUACAUCAGAAGGCUUCUGCUAUGCAGCUGCCACAGAUAGGGAGAGAGCAAAGCAGGAACAAACCAACAUCUGCACUAACUAAAGCACGUGGCAGACACCAGAAGUCAGAAAUCUUCAGAAUGUAUUUGUGAAGUUACUUUUGGAAUGCAAGUGAAGGACCUUCCAUUUUGGGUGGAUUCACCAUGGUCAAGCUACCCCAUGCUAGCCUUUUGAGAGGUCCUGGUUCUCAGUUCC
Castor canadensis (American beaver) is the source of this 520-nucleotide messenger RNA. The record is from RefSeq and is a predicted model, not a curated record. Lineage: Eukaryota; Metazoa; Chordata; Mammalia; Rodentia; Castoridae.